Dryobates pubescens (Downy woodpecker) is the source of this 869-nucleotide messenger RNA. It is a transcript of the gene HBEGF, whose product is annotated as heparin binding EGF like growth factor. Gene Ontology annotation, molecular function: heparin binding. Bases 82 to 699 code for a protein of 205 amino acids. Gene Ontology annotation, biological process: positive regulation of mitotic nuclear division; positive regulation of cell population proliferation; epidermal growth factor receptor signaling pathway. Lineage: Eukaryota; Metazoa; Chordata; Aves; Piciformes; Picidae. The transcript has 6 exons. The record is from RefSeq and is a predicted model, not a curated record.
GGACCGCCGGGCAGUGGGGCCGGUGCGGCGCCAAGAGGAGCGGGGUUUGGGCAGCGGCCGGGACACGCGUGGCCGCGGGCCAUGGACGGGCGGGCGGUGCUGAUCCACGCGCUGCUGGCGGCAGUGUGCUCGGUGGCAGCGAGCGGUCUGGGUCGGGACGAGCGGCACAACGAGGUGCUGCGGAGGGGCGGCGGGGCGCCGGUCCUAGCCACGGCUCCGCUGCUCGGACGCAGCCUGGAGAAGGAAGGUGGCGGAGCGGCCUCAGGGGACGAUCUCAGCGAGUUGCCGAGAGUCGCUUUCCUGUCGAAGCCUCAAGGCCUGGUUACUCCCAAGAAGAAAGGGAACGGGAAUAAAAGAAGAAAAGGCAAAGGGCUGGGGAAGAAGAGGGACCCGUGCCUGCGGAAGUACAAAGAUUUCUGCAUUCACGGGGAAUGCAAAUACAUCCGCGAGCUGGGAGCGCCCUCCUGCAUAUGCCAGCCAGGAUAUCAUGGAGAGAGAUGCCAUGGCCUGUUGCUGCCCGUGGAGCACCCCCCCAGCGCCUACGACCACACCACGGCGCUGGCCGUGGUUGCUGUCGUGCUCUCCUCCCUGUGUCUUGUCAUCAUCGCAGCCCUGCUGAUGCUCAAGUGUCACAAGAGGGGUGUCUACGAUGUCGAAAACGAAGAGAAAAUCAAGCUGGGCAUCACUGUGAACCACUGAGGAUGCCAGGUGCUGGCGAGGGGCCGGCACUGAUGCACUUCUACCUCCGUGAAGAGGUGAGAGCCGUGGAGCCAGCGCUGUCCCGCAGGCAGCUCGGUGGCCGUCUCUGGGCUGAAGCCGGCCUGGGACAGGCGCUGGCCAGCCAGGUGGCUGCACUCCAGAGAUUCUCU